GCAAGAUGGCGAGUUCAUCUCCGGUUGAUUGUUCGUUCCGUGUUACUUCAAUACACAUUUGAUGACAUUUUUUAUUCGUUUUCUAUUUCGUAAUGGGCUGGUAUUCUUGAUAUUAGCAAAAAUAACUGUAGUAUUAUAGUGAAAUUAACAUUAAAAAUUUGUAAAUAUAUUAUAAUCGAAUGUGCAUCUAUCCCACCUGAGGAAUGUUGGUUUUUUUUCAGUGAUUUGUGAUUCGGUCAGGUGUUUUCAUUUUAGAUAUAAAAUUUUGUUCUUGCGCAGUGAGUGAAGUUACCGAGUUCAGAUGUAUUUGUGUCGUGGGGAUGUUAGAUGUCGGGACUGUCUUCAAUGUUGGGAAACAAAAGCUUGAACUAUUUGUUUUGAUAGACCGUGAUAAAGUUAAUUAAGAAGGUCGGACGGAGAUACAGCCCCGGCCAAAGUGAUGGCCUUCAGUGAGGUCGACCCCGAGCUGAUCUUCACGAAACAAGAGAAGAUCGGUAAGGGUUCCUUCGGUGAGGUCUUCAAAGGUGUCGACAAUAGAACGCAACAGGUCGUUGCUAUAAAAAUAAUUGACCUCGAAGAAGCCGAAGAUGAAAUCGAAGAUAUUCAGCAAGAGAUCAUGGUGCUGUCACAGUGCGAUAGCCCCUACGUCACUAAAUAUUAUGGAUCAUACUUGAAGGGAACAAAAUUAUGGAUUAUAAUGGAAUACCUCGGCGGGGGGUCCGCAUUAGACCUCAUGAAAGCUGGGAGCUUCGAGGAGAUGCACAUCGCAGUGAUCCUUCGUGAGGUACUGCGAGGUCUCGACUACCUACACUCUGAGAGGAAGCUGCACAGAGAUAUAAAAGCAGCAAACGUACUUCUCAGUGAGAUGGGUGAUGUCAAGCUAGCUGAUUUCGGUGUCGCGGGCCAAUUAACGAAUACAACAAGCAAACGGAACACUUUCGUCGGUACACCGUUCUGGAUGGCGCCUGAAGUGAUAAAACAGUCUUGUUACGACAGCAAAGCCGACAUAUGGUCGCUGGGAAUCACAGCAAUAGAACUAGCGAAAGGCGAACCCCCCAACUCCGAACUUCAUCCCAUGAGAGUGCUAUUUCUCAUACCAAAAAAUAACCCUCCCCAGCUGACCGGCAGUUAUUCGAAACCAUUCAAAGAGUUCGUCGAGGCGUGCCUGAAUAAGGACCCCGAAAAUAGGCCGACAGCAAAAGAGUUGUUAAAAUUUCAGUUCAUCAGGAAGGCUAAGAAGAAUUCGUAUUUAAUGGAUCUUAUAGAUAGGUAUAAGAAGUGGAAGGCGCAGAGGAGUGAGGAGAGCGAAACCGAGUCGGAGAAUUCGGAUUCUGAGGAGUGCAGUCGCGGCGACGGCGAGGCGGACGAGCCGUGGAUCAUGACGGUGCGCGGCGGCGCGGGCGCGCGCGCGGCCCCGCUGGCGCACCACGCGCACCUCGCGCACCACGCGCACCUCGCCGACGACAAGCGGCGCACCAUGCACGACGACGCCGUGAUACCUUCCCCAACGUCGCCGGUCGCCCCCAAACAGAACGGCUCGUUGAGCGCUCGCGAGGACGUGCCGGCCGACAACCACAACAACCACAAGCCGGCGCCGCUCAACAACAACACCCCCGACAAGCAACCCUCGCGCCAGUCGCCGCUCGUGUCCCCCGAGCAGCGCGGCGCCAAGGAGCGCGAGCGCGCCGAGCGCGACCGCGACGAGCGCAAGGAGCGGGACGCCUCCAACAGGGACAGCGUAGUCUAUAACAAUAAAGCGUCAUCGCCGUUGGAUCACAGAGGAGCAAACAACGAGGAGAACAAAGUGAGGCGACACGCUUAUCUCCAGCAACUUAUAUAUCCGUUAUUAAACGAGCUGUCUCGCAAACACGGCGCGGGCAGCGCGGCCGCCGUGGAGGAGCUGCGGCGCGCCUUCGACGCCGCCGAGCGCGCCGCGCCGCACCUCACGCGCGCCUUCGUGCAGCAGGUGGUACAGAGAGUGGCCACGCAGUCACACCAACCGUCCCCACCCUCACAUAACUCGCAACAGUGGAUGAGGACCCCGUAACGCCGGCGGCCGCCCGCAGCGCGCCCCGCCCCGCGCCGCGCCCCGCGCCGCCCGUCGUGACGUCACUCGCCAGCGGCGCUACAUAUAUUAUAUUUUGUUACCCUAACAUAGUGGCUAAUAUUGAACUAAAUAAGAGAGAACCUAAAUUCCUGCGUUAUCGCGUUGAUAUAAACGGAUCAUUGAGGUGGUCGAGGGGCUUACGGAUGUCUGAAUUUAUUAGUGUUUAUAGUUUCUUACUCGCUGAGGAGUGGACCACUGGCCGACUGGCUGCAGUCGGCGUUCUCGUAUAUGAGAAAUUUGUUUCGAGGGGAAAAGGAUUCAUGUCUAAAUAUUUAUUAACGCUGGCGAUAUUAUGGUGUUGGUGAUGCGAAAAAACUAUACAAAAAGGAAAGAUAAUCUUUUAUGUUUAAAUAUUACUAUUAAAUAUGUUCUAUAAAAUCCACUAAAUGUACGAUUAUUUUAUAAUAACAUUUUAUACCGGUUUUUGAGUAUAACUAACGCCAUAAUUAUGUUUCGAAAAUAUUUUAUGAUUAAUGUAAAUUUUUAAACAUAAUUCAGUUAUAUAAUGUUUAUACUUGAAUAUGCGUUAGUCACGCGUUAGUUUGAAAUUCAUAACUUUCAUUGUAACAUUUAUUAAUUACAUACUUCAUAUUCUUUGACCACAGCGAAAUGUAACCGUCGCAUUUUAAUUCUAAAAAAACAUAUAAUAAGAUAUAUAAUAUAUAUAUUAAACGAACAAAUUCUAUCCACAAUCCGUCUUCUAGUGACCUUACUAUACCAAUCGUUUGCUAAAGUACCACUUAUAAUAUUUGUAUCUGUGACGCCAAGUUGCUAUGCCAUAGAUAAAAAAUAUAAACACUAAAGUUACGUCUUCAGAUAGAAUAUUCGUUUUUCAUGUAAAUAUAAACGUCUUUUUACCGUGAGAGUAAAAUUCUCACACAAAUUGUAACAAAAAAUUACCUUUUUUUUUAGAAUUAGCGAGUCGUUUCUGAUAGAAUUGAUUUGACAGCGACUGUUUUGUAUGCGUGUUCGUUUGUUUGUAAUUCUUUCACAAUUAAUUUAUUAAUUAUCGUCGAGGACUCAUUAGCUACACUUGUCCAAUAUUUUGCCAUAUAUUUUUUUUGUUUCUAAUAAAAGUUUUGUAUAGUGGCCUGAUAACGUUAGGCGUCGAAAUUCUAACGUAUUUGUGCUAAAGAUAUGUUGAAAUUUUGGUAGUGUUUCUUUAGUGUCAUUCCAGACAAAAGACAACAUUGUCAGCAUUUAUAGAUUUAUGAAUUAAUUCUUCGAACUUGAUUUCGUUCUUGUUCUAAUUUUAAUCACUGCGGAGUUGAUCAUCGUGUGCACUGUGACCGUUUAAAAAAAGGUUAUUAGUUUAGAUUUGAAGAACUUAGUUAUUAAUCUAAUUCGGUUACAUACCGACUUUGUAAUAAAUCUACGACUAAUGAGAUGUUUUAAAACAUUAUUCUAAUAUUUGUUACAAUUUUUAUCUUAAUUUUAUUUCGUUUAGAUAAUACCGUUGGAGGCGAUGCGAACUGAGUAUUCGCGAAUGAAAAGUAUUCCGACGCCGAUGAGCACGCGGUGUCGUCACUUGCUUAAUAUGCGACAAUAUUUAGCAAUCGGAACUAUAUAGAGUAUAUUAUAAUGAAGACUACAAAACAAUUAUUAUUGCUGUGUAAAAAUGUAAACCUAUUAUAAAUGUGUAAAUUGUGUAGUAUAAUAUAAAGAAAACAGUUUAUGAAGUGUUCUUAUAAGCGUAUGGAGAUAGCUGUGUUCGCGUCCCGGGAGCCGAGCCCGCCAGUUCGUAACCUCUAGUUUAACCUUUCCAUUCUUAUGCUAAGUUAGGAAGCACUAAAUAUUGCCUCUAAAACGUAGUCGUAAGUCGGCGGGCUCCGCUCCCGGGUCGCAUCGUGUUCUGCCUUUUAUUUUUGUUUUGCCAUGCGUUAAGUGCAUGGGAGAUGUUAAGUUGAUUUCGUGAAGAAACAAAAAUUAUUUUUCCACUCGAUGGUAUUAUAUUGUAAUGCGUGUAGUGUUAGAGUUGGGCGAAAAUUGUUGAUUAUUGAUUAAAAUUAGGUGUUUGUGGCAUUGGAUCGUAGUUGAGGCGCGUCGGCCGCGGUCGCGGUAGAGGUUGUAGUUGUUACCUACGGGGAUUCGCAGAUUGUUCACGAUCGCGUCGUUUGGUUCAUGGGUAAUGUGAUCAUAAUUACAUAGUUAAUAUAAUAUAUAUAAUUAUAAUUAAAAAGCCGAUCGUAGUACUGCGUAAACCGUUGCGAGUCGGUCCGUCGCCUGUGCCAGCAAAUAGCAUGUCGGUUAUGAAACAACGCUUUACUGAGUAACUGUGAUAUAAAUAUACGGUGAAUCGUCUUGGAUGUUAGCGGAUAAGGCAUUCGGUCGCAUAUGUGCGCACAUGCGCACGAGUGACGUGCAGUCGCCGCACAUGUGGCACAUGUGCGCACACGUGCGGUCGCGGACGGGCCGGCGCGCGGUGUGCGCGUAACGAGAUGUAACCCACUCAUGCACCAGUCGAAGUAACAGCUCACGACGCGUACCAUUAGUGCAAUGGUCAAUUAAUGUUACGGCGUCAUUCUAACACGUUUAUGUAGGAAACAAAUUUGACUCUGGAAUAAAAGAAGUUAUUUAAUUUUGGA
Vanessa atalanta (red admiral) is the source of this 4692-nucleotide messenger RNA. It is a transcript of the gene GckIII, whose product is annotated as serine/threonine-protein kinase 26. NCBI's taxonomy places the organism in Eukaryota, Metazoa, Arthropoda, Insecta, Lepidoptera, Nymphalidae. Gene Ontology annotation, molecular function: ATP binding; protein kinase activity. The record is from RefSeq and is a predicted model, not a curated record. Gene Ontology annotation, biological process: protein phosphorylation. The coding region runs from base 440 to 2047 and encodes 535 amino acids. The transcript has 12 exons.